AUGCGUUGGUUCAUCACCGCCACAGUUCUCGUCGCCGGCACUCUAGCUCAAUCAACCGAAGACUACCUCAAGUGCGCCAGCGCCGCCCUCGGCAGCGUUGACACAUCAAAGUUCACCUCUUGCACCUCGAAGACCUCACAAGAAUGUUUCUGCGCCAACAAAUCUGCCAUCGAAACCCUAACAACCUCCUCCGUCACCGCCUGCGCCGGUCUGGACCUAAGCACCUUGACCUCAGCCCUGUGCAGCAGCGAUAGCAACCGCGAAGCCGCACCCGCCCGGGAAGCAAGCAAGCCUAUGCAGCCGCUCAACAAUAGGCGCGCCGGCGCACCCGAAGAUGCCGCCCUGCACGUCGUCUACGUGACCGAGACCCGCACUGAUUGCAGCUGCAAGAGCACGCCUGUCUCUCAGGCACCUUUGCAUGUCUCGCAGAUUCCAGUUGAUGUCCCGGCGCAUAGUGUGUUCGCUUCUGUACCAGCGGCGGCGUCGACGCCGGCUGGUCGUAGGCAUGGAAUUAUGGGUAGUGCACCGUCGUCAGUGAUGUUCGGACCGCAAGCUUCUGCGGCGACGCCUUCGGCUAGGCUAGCUGGUGCUGAUCCUACUCGUUUCUCGCCUUUCCAGGGGGGUGCUGCUGCGGGGGCUUCGGUUCAUGUGGGUGUUGCGGUGCUUGGGGUUGCGGCAGUAAUGGCUGUGAUGGUUGCUUUGUAA
Molecule: messenger RNA, 705 nt
Organism: Penicillium digitatum Pd1
Lineage: Eukaryota; Fungi; Ascomycota; Eurotiomycetes; Eurotiales; Aspergillaceae
Source: RefSeq, a predicted model, not a curated record